Messenger RNA from Paramecium tetraurelia, 2205 nucleotides. RefSeq lists its product as uncharacterized. The transcript has 5 exons. Gene Ontology annotation, molecular function: protein binding; protein serine/threonine kinase activity; ATP binding. NCBI's taxonomy places the organism in Eukaryota, Ciliophora, Oligohymenophorea, Peniculida, Parameciidae. Gene Ontology annotation, biological process: protein phosphorylation. The record is from RefSeq and is a predicted model, not a curated record.
AUGAAUAUUAACAGCAAUAGCAAACCUACACUAUAAGAAUAUUUGGAUAAAUUAAAGCAAAUUCAGGAUGCUAAUAAUCGUAGAUUAAGUCAGGCAAAAUCCUAAUCAAAUACUUCCAAAACCAUGACUCCAAAACCUGUCUCAUAAUUAAAAUAGCAGACCAAAUCAUCUACCGAUCGUUCUCAUUCAACACAUAAACUACUGCCUUUUUUUUAAAAUAGGAAAGUAUCAGGUUCAAAAAGAUAAACAAGUCAAGCAGAUGAACCUAAAAUCCCAAUUUCAAGUUAAUUAAUUACAAAGACAGUAGAAGCAUUAUCUCCAAGAACUACAGAGUUGGAAGACAUUAAAAAAUAAUUAAACCAAUGGUUUAUAAAGGAAAGCAAAAAUAAUAAUACUGGAGGUUGUCUUUAACUUUUGGAACCAACACUUGUUCAUAACAUACUUAAAUUACCUCCAAGACAAAAGAUAAAUCCAGAACUUAGAGCAUCAUUAACAUCCAAAGACAUCUCAGAUAAUACAGCUUUGCAUUAUGCAGCGAAGAAUGGAAAUGCUUAGUUAACUUCUGCCUUAAUAUUUAAAUAGAUUCCAAUUGAUAUGCCUAAUAAGGAUAUCAAGACCCCUCUUAUUUUAGCAGCCAUUCAUGGUUAAGAAGAAGUUUUUAUGAUUCUUAUGAAUGCUGGAGCAGAUAUCAAUUAUCAAGACUCUGUAGGCAACACAUGUUUACAUUAUGCAUGCAAAAAUGAGUAAAAGUCCAUAGUGUAAUUACUUUUGAAACGAUAAUCAAUAAAAUUUAAGUAUAAUAAGGAAAAUAAAACUCCAGAUUCUUAUGCUGUUAAUGAAGAAAUUAAAUAAUUAUUUAGAAAUUAUAAUGAGGAUUUUAAAAAAUAAUGUAUGAUUUUUUGUAUUAUUUUAGAGUAAAAAAUGAACAUGGUCUAAAUAUAAAAUACAUAGAAUGAUGUAAUUUUGAAAAUGUUUUAGAAUAAAAGGGGCUAAUUAAAUUCUUAGUUAUAGCAAUAAUAACAACUAACUUAAGCUUCUGCUUAAACUCCUCUUCAAAUAGCUAGUUAUUCCUGUAAAAAUUUAACAAAUGUAAAUAAGCAAUCAUCCUCUCCUAAUAAUCGUACCUAACAAGAUAUAAAAUAAGAAAGGUUUAAUAAAAUCAAUUCAACUCAUUCAUCAAAAUAAUAAUUAACAACAACAAUUUCAACCAAUUCAGAUUCUAUCAAAAACAAAGAAGAUGAUAAAAUUGGUCCUUAAUAAUUUUAAGUUAUUGGUUUGAUUGGUAAGGGCAGUUUUGGAGAAGUUUAUUUAGUCUAAAAAAGUAAUCAGUUAUAUGCAAUGAAAGUACUUCAUAAAAAUAGAAUAAUGAAACAUAACUUGACUAGGUAUGCUUUGACUGAAAGAAAUGUGUUAUCGAUUACGUCUCAUCCAUUUAUUGUGAAACUUAGGUUUGCAUUCUAAACAUAAGAUAAAUUAUUCAUGAUUCUAGAUUAUUGCCCUGGAGGAGAUUUAGGAGAAGUAUUAUAAAAGUAAAAGAGACUUCCAGAAAACAUUGUUAAAAACUAUCUGUGUGAAAUUGUUCUAGCCUUAGAAGACUUACAUAAAAGGGAUAUAAUUUUUAGAGAUUUAAAACCUGAUAAUAUAGUAUUAGAUAGUGAAGGACAUGCAUUAUUAACAGAUUUUGGACUAUCAAAAGAAGGUAUUUUGGAACCAAGCACAGGAGCAAGAUCAUUUUGCGGAUCCGUUGCCUAUCUUGCACCGGAGAUGCUGAAAAGAAGUGGACAUGGAAAAGCUGUAGAUUGGUAUUUAUUGGGCGUUGUAAUGUACGAACUUUUGGUUGGGUUACCACCUUAUUAUGCCAAUAAUAGGGAGGAACUAUUCUAUAACAUAGAAAACGCAUCAUUAAAAAUACCUUCUUACAUUUCACUUGAAGCUAGAAAUCUAUUAAAAGCAUUAUUACAAAGGAAUCCUGCUAAACGUUUAGGCUCAGGAAAGGGAGACUCAGAAGAAAUUAAAGCACAUCAAUACUUUUAUGAUGUUGAUUGGGAUAUUGUCUAUAAUAGAGAACUGCCUUUGCCUAAGCCAAAUAGAAAAAUUAGAAUAAAUACACAUAUUGAUGGAAACGUAUUUGAUAUGCAAAGUAUUGUUGAUGAUUCAAAAGCUCAUUUAGGGGGAUGGACUUUUGUUAGUAAUGAUGAGUUAUGA